Molecule: messenger RNA, 3266 nt
Organism: Neoarius graeffei (lesser salmon catfish)
Lineage: Eukaryota; Metazoa; Chordata; Actinopteri; Siluriformes; Ariidae
Gene: exd2
Product: exonuclease 3'-5' domain containing 2
Exons: 9
Coding region: 277-2172 (631 amino acids)
Biological process (GO): nucleobase-containing compound metabolic process
Cellular component (GO): nucleus; cytoplasm
Molecular function (GO): nucleic acid binding; 3'-5' exonuclease activity
Source: RefSeq, a predicted model, not a curated record
AAAAAGCUGUUUUAUGUAAUUAAUAGAAUAUGAAACAGUUAACUGAUAACGACGUUUUGGCAGUAAAUUACUGCACGAAUUUGCUUGUUACACCAACAUACGUGACAGAGCUAGCGGACUAGCUUCGUGUCUCACUAGCUGCUAGCGAGUUCAGAGCGGUUUAAAUGGUCAGAAGCUGCUGAGUGUUACACAUUACACCGCUUCAAAAUGAAUUAGUUCCCCUGUAGUGCUGAGUUCUACACACGACUUCAGCAGGGAGCUGCUGUACAUGACAAGAUGUCCAGACAGGGUACUCUCACUGCAGCAGUGGCAACCUUGUUAGGAGCCACGCUUGGAGGACUGUUCCUGUGGCGUAGUAUAUAUGCACAGAAGAGAAAAGCUCUCAAAAUCCCAAAGGACACUCAUCUGUUGCCUGUGGAGCGACUCAGGCGUCUGGAAUUAAGCAGCGCUGCUGUUCAGCAUCCACAGCAAGAGCUUACGCCACCGUCACGAGCACAAACUUCCAAAUGUCUUUCGUUACCAUCUAUUGAGAAGUUACUAGAGGUGCCAGCGAUGGUGGUGAGCUCAUCAGAAGAGUUUGAAGAACACUGGCCAUUGUUCCAGAAGGACCUCUCAGUCUUCCCUGUCCUGGGUUUGGACUGUGAAUGGGUAAAGAGCAUGCGUGUGUCCAUCAAAGGCAAAGCAUGUGCAGUGUCUUUGCUCCAAAUGGCUACGUACUCGGGCCGCUGUAUGCUGGUCAGACUGCUGGCGUUCCGCGAUGCCCAACUGCCUCUUCCCAAAGGCCUACUGCAGGUGCUGAGAGACCCUCAUGUGCUGAAGGUGGGCGUUGGCUGUUAUGAAGACAGCAAGCGCUUGGCCAGCGACCAUGGCCUGGCCCUUGUGUGCACAGUGGACUUGCGCUACUUGGCACUUAGACAAAGGCAUGCAGUACUGAAUAAUGGCCUGAGUUUAAAGUCCCUGGCUGCAGACCUGCUCAAUGUCACCCUGGAUAAAUCACUGGAGCUGCGUUGUAGUAACUGGGAAGCUGAGAACCUGAGUCAGGAGCAGAUGUUCUACGCAGCUCGUGAUGCCCAGGUCUCAGUCUGUCUUUUUCUCUACUUACUGGGACUCUACUCUGAGCCGUGCCUGCUGAGUGAGGACGAGACUGCCUUCUCAAAGCUGGCUGGCCGCUGCCAGGGCCUGGUGGAUGUGCCCUUCAGGUGGCGCAGUGAAGGGGAUGAAGGGGAACGCAGGCGCCGGUGCCGCAGGUCUACUGUAGACAGUCCUGAGUCUGGUGAUCAGCAAGUACCAGACCCACGCAGGAACAAGCGGAAACCUCUUGGAGUUGGGUAUUCAGCCAGGAAAUCCCCCUUAUAUGACAACUGCUUCCUUCAUGCGCCUGAUGGCCAGCCGCUCUGCACGUGUGACAAGAAAAAGGCAAAGUGGUACCUUGACAAAGGAAUAGGAGAGCUGGUAAGCGAGGAGCCCUUCAUUGUGCGUUUGCUAUUUGAGCCCUCGGGCCGCCCUGACUCUCAGAAGGACUAUUACCUUACAGCCAAAGAAAAUCUCUGUGUGGUGUGUGGAAAAGUGGAGUCUUACAUCAGAAAGAACAUCGUUCCACAUGAGUACAGGCGCCACUUCCCUGCUGAGAUGAAGGACCACAACUCCCAUGAUAUCCUGUUGCUGUGCACUUCCUGUCACGCGGCGUCUAACGUGUACGAUGGCUUCCUGAAGCAACAGCUGGCGGAUGAGUUCUCUGCCCCACAGGGCUGUGAGGACGGUGUAAGGGUGCUGGAGGAUUCGGCUCGGCGGAAGGUGCGAUCGGCCGCUCGUGCCCUUCUCAGUGCCAAUGACAGCAUGCCUGCUUCCAGACAAGAAGAACUCCUGUCAGUCGUUCGUGCGUACUUCUGCAAAGAAGGCGAGGAGAAGGAAGUCACUGAGGGAAUGCUGCACACAGCUGCCAACCUGGACACUAGGAUCUUUAACGAGAGCUACGUGCCACACGGGCUGAAGGUAGUACAGGUGUACGCUGAGCGCGGACUACGCGGUUUGAUCGAGUUGGAGCGGCGCUGGCGUCAGCACUUCCUGUCCAGCAUGCAGCCCAACUUCCUACCUCCACUGUGGUCUGUCGACCACAACCAUGAGAAAUACGUACGCAAGUAUGGAGAGAACCUGCUCAUUAAUCUGACCUGAGCGCGCGCACUUUCCAUAGAGGUAGGCAGAGGCAGCUGGGCAAGACCCAGACGGCCUUGUCCCAAACCUGUGGUGGUGUAUUUCUGAGAGAUGAACUUGUCCUGAUCUGAUAUUGACUCCUAUAUUAAGUGAGCCUAACACGAGUUCUAAGACUGUAGAUGAACUGGGAGAGGCCAACCACAAGCUCUUGAUUGUGAGUUCACUGUGAUGAGGUAACACUACUGACUAAGGGGUUGAUGAGAGUAAAAAAAAGGUGCAGGAACUAAAAUGAUGAAACGCAUUGUAUUUACGACGUGAAAAAUAGUGAAUAGUUCUCAACUUUCCUUAAAGUGAAACUUGUAUAUUUUUUAACAGCCCAAACCUGCUCUUGAUUUAUUAAAAUAAAAAAUAUAUAUAUAAUAUUAGUUAAAAUUCUUGCAGGUUUGUGGUCCUAUUAAAACUUUUUUGUAUAAUUGUGUGGAAAAUCUAAGGUUUUGCAAAAUGGGGCUGUUUUGUGUGUGGGUUUUUUUGUUUGUGUUUUUUUUUUUUUUUUUAAACAUGCUUUUUCAGUCUUUAUAUUUCUAUAAUUACAAUCAUGCUCUUCAGAGUAUGUUGGUCUUUUAAGACGGCCUUGGCGUGAUUCUAAACUUUCCACCUUAAAACGAUUAACUCAUUUCUUCAUUUGUUGAAACUUUUUAGCCUGUCUGAUUCAUGAGCAUUUUUUUUUUUUUAAUUUGGCAUACAUUUGGGGAGGAUUUGGCCACACAUUGCUUAUGUCCAUUUUCCAGAAUUCCAAACAUCAGUCAGGACACCUCAAAGUGCACAUUUAUUGCAUCUUUUCCCCCCUGACUGCCUUGAUUUGGUGUCUGGCUCAUGAUCCGUAACACUGAGUGGCAUCUAAAGCUCGCCAUCUAACAGCCAGAGAGACAGCUCCAUUAGCACAAAUGAGUAAUUGUAAUUCUCAUAAUCUUUUGCAAAUAAGAUUUCCACUUUUGAGCAUGCAGAAUUUAAAGAAACUACAGCUUUUUUUCUUUUAUUUACAUUUGUCCAGAUGUAAACUCAUAAAUGCUGUUAUGUUUCCUUAAAUUGUUAUUAAAAUAUAUAUUUAAUGUUAA